AUGCAUCUCUCAACUCUCUUGCUGCCGUUGGCGGCGGCAGCGGCGGUGCAUGCGUCUGCACUGACCGUUCAAAAUGCGCGUGUCACCGUCUCCUCAGACGCGACGCAGCUGCUCACGGAACAGCUUUCACUCGACGGGACGCUACCGUCGUUGUCCUUAGGACCGACGGACACACUGAAGCUCACGUUCCAAGUGGCAGAGAAGGAUGGGGGAAAGGGCGUGCAGCCUCACCAGACAUUCUUGCGGUUCGAGUCUGGAGGCGAGGAGGGUGUACAACCUGUGCGGGUGACGGCUGGAGGGAAGGCGAAAUUUGAACUGAACAUGGCCAAGCCGCCCUCGUCCCUCCCUCCAACAACGACCGAGCCCGUCAAGGUCCAGCUCCUCCUCGGCUCCUUCAAGCACUCCCCCUCAAAAUUCGACCUCUUCGAGCUGACUGUCCCGGCGUCCGCACCACCCGCCCAACACCCCGACGAGGCCUCGUUCCACCCGCUCCCGCCCAUCGAGCACACCUUCCGCCCCGAGCAGAAGGUGCCGCCCAAGUUCGUCUCCGCAGUGUUCUCCGCGCUCGUAGUCGCGCCGUGGGUAGUGCUCCUCGGACUCUGGUCCACGCUACAAUACCGCGUCCCGCACCUCUUCUCGCCGCACAUUCUCCCCUUCACCUCCUCCCUCGCGGCAUUCGAGGCACUACUACUAUGGUACUGGGUUGAUCUCAAAUUGGGACAGGUCUUGCUGUACGGGGCGAUCUUGGGCGUUGUCACCGCUGUAACCGGCAAGCAGGCUCUGGGAGCCGCCGGCGAUUGGCGCCUCGGGAAGAGAUGA
Molecule: messenger RNA, 819 nt
Organism: Gloeophyllum trabeum ATCC 11539
Lineage: Eukaryota; Fungi; Basidiomycota; Agaricomycetes; Gloeophyllales; Gloeophyllaceae
Product: oligosaccharyl transferase delta subunit
Exons: 4
Coding region: 1-819 (272 amino acids)
Biological process (GO): protein N-linked glycosylation
Cellular component (GO): oligosaccharyltransferase complex; membrane
Source: RefSeq, a predicted model, not a curated record